Dimorphilus gyrociliatus is the source of this 5644-nucleotide messenger RNA. Lineage: Eukaryota; Metazoa; Annelida; Polychaeta; Dinophilidae. The record is from the annotation of a GenBank genome assembly.
AGUUUAAUAACUUUCCUCGUUGAUGAAUGAAUGAUCAAUGACCGGAGCAGGGGAUAGUAAGACCGGUGAUGAGAAGGAUAAACCUUCGGAGGAGGACAAAACCGAAGAAAAGAAACCAGCCGCUGAAAAAGAAGAUACUUAUGUUAAGAAACCAAUUGAUAAAACUAGCACUAAGAAUACCGAUUUUCAGGUUCGAAUAAAAGUAAUAGAAGGUCGUCAAUUACAAGGCGCCAAUAUUGAUCCAGUUGCUAGAAUAACAUGUUACAAUCAAACUAAGCAGACAAGGGUUCAAAAAUCAACUAAUGCACCUUAUUGGAAUGAAAUGUUCUUCUUUAAUUUCGUCUGUUCUCCAGCCGAACUAUUUGAAGAAACGAUUAACUUUCAAGUAUUUCAUGCCAAAAAGCUUAGAUCUGAUUCGCUAGUUGGAAAUUUUAAGUGCGAUGUUAGUAUGGUUUAUGACGCUCCGAACCAUACGUUCCUCAAUAAAUGGCUAUUACUCAGCGACCCAGAAGAUCCGCAGGCCGGAGCUACGGGCUAUUUAAAAAUAUCGGCUACAGUUUUAGGUUCAGGCGACGAAGCUCCUAGCUUUAAGCAGAUUGCUCAGGAUGAGGAUGACGAUGAAGAUAUUGAAUCUAAUCUCCUCAGACCAGCGGGUGUACAAUUAAGACCAGCAACAUUUCAUUUGAAUCUAUAUAGGUGCGAAGACCUACCUGUCAUGGAUGCCGAUUUAAUGGGAGAUGUCAAAAAGUUCUUUGGAUCUAAAGAAAAACGAGGUGGAAGAGUUGAUCCAUAUUUUGUAUUUUCGUUCGCAGGAGCAGAAGUUAGGUCACAAAUAAUGGAGAAAAACGAUCAUCCUGAAUAUAACGAAAACUUAAAUUUGGGUUUAAGGUUUCCAUCAAUGUGUGAAAAAAUUAAAUUUCAAUUAAGAGAUUGGGAUAGACUAUCGGAAGAUGAUCCAAUUGGAACGGCAUUUGUUUAUAUCUCACACAUAUCAGCAACAGGAGAAAGCGGCUUUUUACCGACUUAUGGACCAACUUAUAUAAAUUUUUAUGGAUCACCUAGAGAAUUUAGCGCCUUAUGUGAAAAAUAUGAAUAUUUAAAUACUGGCAAAGGAGAAGGUGUUGCGUAUAGAGGAAGGGCACUACUUGAAUUGACAACAGUUGUUGGAGAUCUACCGGAAGAAGCUUCAGAGGCACUAAGUGUUGAACAAACUUGUAAAGUUGAAAAAUAUAUGGCUAGACGUAAAUUCAAAUUGAAUGCUGCUUUUAUGAAUGCAACAAUGAUUUACGUUCAGAGUGCAACUGUUCAAUUUGAAGUUUCUAUUGGUAACUAUGGUAAUAUACUUGACGAAUCUGUACCACCUAGUGCUUCUACAACUCAAAUAACUAAUCCCGUAUUUGAUGGAUGCUAUUACUACUUCCUUCCGUGGGGUGAAACUAAGCCAUGCACAUCUGUUGACUGUCAAUGGGAAGAUAUAUCUCAUCGUUUGGAGGCGUUAAAUUCAAUUUUAAAAACUGUAGCAAGACUAGAAUCAAAUAUUGAGAAAAUAAAAAUGGCUAUGAAGGCUAGAGUUGAUAUAAAAGAACUCGCUCAGAUAAUUAUAAGUACAUUGGAUAGUUUAGUUAAUGAUUGUCAAAAACCUUUACCAAAGAUUAUCGAGGGGCACACUAUUCAAAACGAUCUGGAUCGUGAACUCAGAAGUUAUAGAGAGACUGAGUUGGCUUCGUUGCAAGGCUUGGCAAGCUCUUUGAGAACAACUGCAGAUGAUCCUGAAAAAGCUCUCGGUGAUAUUGAAGGAUAUUUAGCCCAGCUUAGGAAUCUUGCUAUUGAACCUCAACAAAGUAUUCCCGACGUAAUCAUAUGGAUGAUUUCGGAAAAUGAAAGAAAAGCAUAUUUUCGCUUACCAGUUCACCAUGUUCUUUAUUCUCCAACUCCUGAUUAUUGCGGUAAAUUCUGCAAUAACUUAGAAACGAUACAAUUACAAUUUCCAGGAGAUUUGGCUGAGAAAGAUAGUAAGUGGGAAAUUCCCGCUCUGCUUAGAGCAAAACUUUGGUUUGGAUUAGAAAGAUACGAAGAAUCUUGGCACAAGGACCAAACUGAAGGAGAGGUCGCCGUCUUUGCCGAAACAUACGAGAACGAAGUUAAAGUUAUGAACACCUGGUCAAGAAAAAUGCUUACUAGGCCAAACUUCUCAGAUAGCUCGGGUAAAAUGAAAUUAAUGAAAGAAGAUUUCAUCAUUCCAGACGGUUGGUCAUGGGAUGGAAAUUGGUAUAUCAGUCCUGAGUUGAGUAUGCUAUACGAUAAAGAUUCAGGUCAUACUACUUACAUCGAAGAAGUUUACGAAAUGCAUGCCAGAACGUUUGGUGGCAAUUGGGAUAUGGAUUCCAGUGCUCCCUGGACUGAUGUGAAAGGCGAUAAGGCUAUUGGAAAAGGAGACAUAGAACUACCAAAAGGUUGGGAAUGGGAUAAUGCCUGGGAUAUUGAUAAAAAUAGGGCCGUAGAUGAUGAUGGUUGGGAAUAUUGCACUGAAGUAUCGGUAGGAGGUUGGGGACCAGUUGAAAAAAUGUAUCAUCUAUGCCGUAGAAGAAGAUGGCUAAGAACAAGAAAACUAGCGGCUGACGCAAUUUUGAAAGCUCAGAAAGAGGAAGAAGCUAAAAAGCAAAAAGCUCUUGCUGAAGGCUGGGAAUAUGCCCCAGUGUUUGAUAUGAAAUUUCAUCAUACAGAAAGAAAAUUAGAUAUGGUUAGAAGAAGAAGAUGGCAUAGGAAAUUACAAAGCAAUGACUCUAAGAAACCUUGUUUCUUUAAAUUCAAAGAUGAUGAGGAUGGUGAAAAAUCUAGAGCAAAAUUGGCUGCACCUAGAAUGUUUUUAACCUGUCCAGAACCGACAAAGUAUCAACUUAGGGCCUAUAUUUAUCAAGCCAGAAACUUGUUAGCCGCAGACGCCAAUGGAUUAUCGGAUCCAUUUGGAAGAGUAGCUUUUCUUAACCAAUCGGCAGUCACUGAAAGACUUGAGAAUACUCUUUGCCCAACUUGGGACCAGACGCUUAUUUUUGAGAAAGUUUCUAUUCACGGUCGACCCAAUCAAAUUUUGGAGAAGCCUCCUACAAUUAUAAUUGAAUUUUUUGAUCAUGAUCAAAUAGGGUCACCGGAGUAUUUAGGCAGAACGGUUGCCUAUCCUUUGGUUAAGUUAGAUGUUAAAUCGGAUACAAGAAUACCUAGUUUGCAAUGGUAUAAGAUAAAGAAGGGAUUUCAAGAUGGAGGUGAAGUUCUUGCCGCUUUUGAACUAUUAAGGAUUGAUGGUCAAGAGCUUCCUCAUUUUCCUCCGAAAAGAAAAAAGCUUUAUACAGUUCCGCCAGAAGUUCGACCUCGUCUAAGAAGAACUGGUGUUGAGGUACUGUGCUGGGGAGUUAGGAAUAUGAAGAAAUACCAUCUCCUAAGCGUUACCUCUCCCUCUAUUGAAUUUGAAAUUGGUGGCCAUCUCUUGAAAUCAAAGGUUAUAAAAGAUACAAAGAAAAAUCCCAACUUUGACGAACCUCUGCUCUUUUUUGAUAUUAUGUUACCUGAAGAGGAAUUGUAUACUCCUCCAAUGAAUAUUAAUGUCAGAGAUAAUAGACAGUUUGGUAGAAAGCCUUUGGUAGGAAUUCAUGUAUUACGCUCCUUCGAACGUUUUCGUUAUAAACCUCCACCGAAAUUAGAGGAAGUUACAUCCGAAACUGAAAGUGUUUUGAACGCUGCUGUUGAAAUUCUUGAAGAUAAGCCGCCAGAGAAAAAAUCGAAUGAAGCUUUAUGGGAAGAAGAUAUCGAUUGGUGGUCGAAAUAUUAUGCUUCUCUCGGAGAGCAUAAGAAAUGCAAUCAUUAUUUGGAAAUGGAAUUUGACACUUUGCAAGUUUUCCCAAAGGCUUUGGAAAAAGUUGAAUCAAUAGAAGAAUUCUCAGAUUUUUGUAAAACAUUUGAGCUGUCUAGAGGAAAAAAUGUUGAUGAUGAACAAACUGCUGUUGGGGAAUUUAAGGGGACAUUCGUUGUCUAUCCACUUCCGGAUGAUCCAUCCGAACCUCUACCUGAUAAAGUUCUUUCGCAUCUUCCAUCGUCAGCUCCCGAAGAAUGUAUUGUUAGGGUAUAUAUUAUAAAGGCGUACGAAUUACAACCCAGCGACCCUAAUGGCCUGGCUGAUCCAUACAUCACAGUUAAAAUAGGCAAGAAGAAGGUAAAUAACCGAAAAGAAUAUUUACCAAAUACCCUUGAACCAGUUUUUGGAAAGAUGUUUGAAUUAAAAGCCAAUAUUCCUAUGGAAAAGGAUCUUAUUAUUAGAGUGAAGGAUUACGAUUUGCUUAGUACAGAUGACGUAAUAGGAGAAACUGUUAUCGAUUUGGAAAAUCGUUAUCUUAGCCGGUAUAGAGCUACAGUUGGAUUACCAAAGACUUAUUGCACUUCCGGUCCAACUCAAUGGCGUGAUUCGCAAACUCCAAAGGAGAUUCUUAAGAACUUUUGCGUAAAGAACUGUCUUCCAGAUCCAAUAUAUACGAGCGUUAAUGAUGUUGUAACUGUAAAAAUUGGUCCUAAUUGCAGUAGUCUAACAGAUUUCGAGAAAGUUCCUCCAAAACAUUCCCAUUUAGGACCAGAUGAGGAAAGAUUGGCUCUCUACGUUCUAAAUACUUUACCAGCAUCACUGAACAAUCCUCUUAUUGUAGAACAUGUUGAAACAAGACCAUUGUUUAAUCCUUUGCAACCAGAUAUUGAACAAGGCAAAUUGGAAUUAUUUGUGGAUAUAUUUCCCGUUAGUCUGGGACCACCAGGACCACAGGUGGACAUCACACCAAGAAAACCGAAAAAAUUUGAACUACGUGUCGUCAUUUGGAAUACAACUGAUGUAAUUUUGGAAGAAACAUCAAUAACAGGAGAAAAAAUGAGCGAUAUUUACGUUAAAGGAUGGCUACAGGGAGUUGACCAAGUUCAGAGUACAGACGUUCAUUAUAGAUCUUUAGAUGGCGAUGGAAAUUUUAAUUGGAGAAUGGUAUUUCCAUUCAACUACAUCCCCGCUGAGGAAUGCUUGCACGUGAAAAGGAAAGAGCAUUUUUGGAGUUUAGAUGAGACAGAACUACUCUUACCUCCCGUUCUCGUUCUACAAAUUUGGGAUAAUGAUAAGUUUAGUGCGGACGAUUUCUUGGGAACGGUUGAAUUAAACUUAAAUAAAAUGCCAUCGCCAGCAAAAUCUUCGAGAAAGUGUAAUUUAAACCAAAUACCGGAUCCUAAUAAUCCUGAUUCCCAUUCAAUAAAGAUGAUAUCCAUCUUUGAACAAAAACGAAUUUCGGGCUUUUGGCCAUGUUUUAAUGAUGAGACUGGAAUAAGAGAAUUAACUGGUAAAGUUGAAAUUGAAAUGGAAUUGAUACCAUCGCAAGAAGCUGCAGAAAAACCUGUAGGUCUUGGCCAAGAAGAACCAAAUCAAUAUCCAAAAUUAGAUCCUCCUAAACGACCAGCUACGUCAUUUUUGUGGUUUACAUCACCGUGGAAAACUCUUAAACUCAUUAUAUGGAAAAACUACAAAUGGUACUUUAUUUCUGGAUUCGCAAUACUACUUUUGAUCAUAUUUUUUGUUCUAUUUAUAUAUACUAUUCCGGGAGCUUCUGUGAAUGCUAUGUUUGGUUAA